Molecule: messenger RNA, 579 nt
Organism: Vicia faba (fava bean)
Lineage: Eukaryota; Viridiplantae; Streptophyta; Magnoliopsida; Fabales; Fabaceae
Source: the annotation of a GenBank genome assembly
AUGACUUGGUCAUUGUGUUCAGUCAAAAUGGAAAAUUUUCCCCAUAAUAAUGAUGAAAGAAUGCUAGAGGAGAUGUGUUUGUAUCUUAAAAGGAUAGGUCUUGAAAGGAAGAUGUCAAUAGAAGUCUUGACAUUUGAAGAAGUGGUAGAACGGUUGGAAAAAUUAUGGGUAACAGAUAUGAAUAACCUCGUGAUGAGUAACAGUAAUGACAAUGUAGAUAAUAAUAAGAGCUCUUUGGAUCAAUGCCUUCCUCCUAUCAACAACAUCAAAUAUAUGAUACACAAGGAGAAAUUUUGUGUAAUUUUGUCAUCUAAUGAAGCUAGAUAUACUUCUGCGGGAAGCAAUGGAAAGGUAUUGAUCUGGAUGAAUACUUCCCUCAACAUGAAUCAAAAUCAAGCUGGUGCGAGCAAACUUGUCCAAGAGAUUGAUGCCUCAAAUGAGGUUAUUGAUAUUCUGGAGUUAUGGUUGAAUAAAGCCAAGGAAGCUCAAGAAGUUAAGAAUAAAAUCUUAGUUGUUGAACCAGAUGAUGGAAAAGGCUACAAGAAGAUUCUUAUCAAGAAUAUGACCCUGAAAAUAUAA